AUGGCCACUGAAACAACAGCAACAACGCCGACGCAGCACGAAGGAACCCAAGUAGGUUGCGGGGCAUGGUCGGAUGGCAGUCGAAAGCGGUUUAGUGAGAUCCUACAACAAGACAGCUGGUAUGUUGCAGAAUCUGAUUCCGAAGAUGUGGCACAGGCGGAGAGGGAAGAGGAUGAUGUUGAGGAUGGGAAGGACUUUGAUCGGCUAUGCCCGUCUGCUUUGUUCACGGCAGCUGAAAAAGCAAGAUGGAGGAGAGAGUGGAGGUCGGCCUUAGUAGUUAAAGGAUUGGGACACAGAGUAUCAUAUGUACCAUUAUCCCGCAGAUUGAAUUAUCUAUGGGCAAGGCACGGCGAGCUGCAGAUAUCGGAUUUGAAGAACGCCUGGUUCCUUGUCCGAUUUCGUCGAAGGGAGGAUUAUGAAAUUGCUAUUAAUGGUGGACCAUGGCUACUUGGAGAAACCUAUCUGACUGUAAUGAGGUGGUAUAAGGGGUUUAACCCAUGGAAAUCGAUGGUGAGGUCAACCCUGGUUUGGGUGCAGCUUCCGGACUUGCCCAUCGGAUUCAUUCAUAAGGAAGCAGCAAUGAGGAUCGGAGGACUAAUUGGGACGCCGGUGAAGGUUGAUAGAGCAACUGAGCUGGGGGCACGAGGAAACUUCGCUAGAGUUUGCGUGGAGGUUGACCUAACAAGACCGUUGCUGGCAAGGUACAAAGUGGAGGGGACAGAGUACCUGAUACAAUAUGAAGGACUUGAUCACAUUUGUACUGAAUGUGGUCAGUACGGAAAGUCAACAGCGAACUGCCCGUGUCGAGAACCGGUCGAAGAAAAGGUAGAGGAAAUGGUUGAAAUAGUCCCAGAAACUGUGGAAGAGAUGAAGCCAAAAGGACCUAUAUAUGACGACUGGAUGAUGGUAAAAAGAAAAGAGCGGCGACCGAAUAGAAGAGGACAACAAUAUGGCCCAAAGAGUGACAAAGGAAAAUAUAUCCAGGAACAGAGAGGGGAGCAGAAUCGAUUCUCAGUGUUGAAUGACGAAGCCCCUAAUGAGAAACCUACAGGAAAUGUUCAUAAUGAAGAAAUAAGGGAGGAGCCAUUAUAG
Messenger RNA from Linum trigynum, 1092 nucleotides. Lineage: Eukaryota; Viridiplantae; Streptophyta; Magnoliopsida; Malpighiales; Linaceae. The record is from the annotation of a GenBank genome assembly.